Molecule: messenger RNA, 963 nt
Organism: Sparassis crispa
Lineage: Eukaryota; Fungi; Basidiomycota; Agaricomycetes; Polyporales; Sparassidaceae
Exons: 4
Coding region: 1-963 (320 amino acids)
Biological process (GO): SRP-dependent cotranslational protein targeting to membrane
Cellular component (GO): signal recognition particle, endoplasmic reticulum targeting
Molecular function (GO): 7S RNA binding; protein binding; ribosome binding
Source: RefSeq, a predicted model, not a curated record
AUGCCUCCAAAGACGUUGGCGAAGACAGCGAAGACUUCUACUCGCAAACAGAUUGUAAAGCAAGUCGGAAGAACAAAGGCUACCCCGAAGCAUCCUUCACCAGUAUCUGACACGCUCAGACGGUUCUUCACUUCACUUUGUGCACAAAUCGACGGCGGUCACUUCAACAAUGCAAUCAAGACAUGCGACAAGAUACUCCGGCUGGAUCCACACGACGAGGAUGCCUUGCAGACAAAGUUGUUCUUGCUCCUCCAGACCGAGCAAUAUGGUACCGCAUUGAUGCUGAUUAGCGACGACGGUGCAUUCGCAGGCUAUGAUUUUGAGAAGGCAUAUUCCUUAUAUCGGCUUCACCGUGAGUCAGAAGCGGUGGACGUGCUGGGUGUGAUUAAGGAGAAAGAUGAUUCCGACAACAGAGGGGUGCGACAUUUGGAGGCUCAGUUGGCCUACCGGCAAGACUCAUACCAAACCUCGUUCGACCUGUACAAUCAACUUCUUGACACAGCGGAGCCGCGGUCAGAGGAACAGUCUGAUAUUUUGACCAACCUCGAGGCAUCGCAGAAGCAUCUCGACUUCAUCAACAUAGACUUCCUCCAUGUCCUGGACACGCUACCGUCUUCACUGACAAGCGGCCUUGAGUCUGCCCCACCUCCACAGCCCUUGAGCUCUCUGGCUACUGCCCUGGCAGUUGCCACGGUGACUUCAAAUACCCGUGCAGAAGACGAUUCUGCGAGGAAAGUGAACACGGUGCGGAAGCGUGUGCCAGCAGGCGUGGUUCCUGGCGUCACACCUCCACCAGACCCGGAGAGGUGGCUCAAGAAGAGCGAGCGCUCAACGUUUGGUCAGGGGAGCAAAAGGCGGAGAGGUGGGGGAGGAGCAACACAGGGCUUGGUGGAGAGUGGGGGAACUGCAGGGCAUCAAGGAGGCAAGAGCGGUGGAACGGGCAGAGGCAAGAAGAAAAAGUGA